AUGUUGAAACUCCAAAGGAGGCUCAGUCAUCCGGAGGCUCUGAAUGCUUCUAUUUUAGGUGGCAUCUUACGGAGGGCGAAAUCGAAAAAUGGAGGAAAGUCUUUGCGGGAUUCGCUGGAAAAAAUUGGGAUCAGUUUGCCGGCAGGGAGAAGAAAGUCAGCGAGUGUGACGCUACUUACGUCACUUGUUGAGGGUGAAGCAAUGCAUUUGGCGAAAGAUUUCUCGUCGGCUUGCACUGCCUACUUCCCAUCAAAAGAAAUUGCUUCUUAUGUUCACUCGCGAAACCUCCGGUUUCCUGCUGCUGAAAUUGAAAGACUUAAGCAUGAAGUAGAGUGCGCCAAGAAAGCAUUGGUCGUGCUCUCAGAUGUUUUAAAAAUGGAUGGUAGUCCCGUGCAAGGGCGCAGGUCUGAAAAUUUACUCGAGCCAGCUGUUCAGGAGCCUUUAACACAAUUUUCAUUAAUAACACAUGGAUUUGGCACCGCGGCAUUACUAGCAGCUCUCGAAGUUAUUAUGCGAUAUUUGAAUGAGUCGAUGGAAGUCUUGAAUAAAGGUCCAACUAACAGUCUGGGUGAAGGAAAUUGUGUGGACCUGGCUGCGAUACUUCAAAGAUAUAUUGCUUUGAAUAGCGGUGUAAUUAUGGCGAAGCAGUGA
Enterobius vermicularis (human pinworm) is the source of this 651-nucleotide messenger RNA. Lineage: Eukaryota; Metazoa; Nematoda; Chromadorea; Rhabditida; Oxyuridae. The record is from the annotation of a GenBank genome assembly.